This is a messenger RNA of Ceraceosorus bombacis, 1104 nucleotides long. Lineage: Eukaryota; Fungi; Basidiomycota; Exobasidiomycetes; Ceraceosorales; Ceraceosoraceae. The record is from the annotation of a GenBank genome assembly.
AUGACAUCUCUACUAUCGCCCUUCCAUUUUGGCCAGCAACGGCACGCCUACUUCCAGCUUCGCGUGACUAUCCAUGAGCUUAGCAACGUGCCUCUCGUCAGCGGCAACUUUCAGGCCAGAUGGAAGAUUCGGAACGCACAUGGCGGAGGUCCGCACAUCCCAGGUGCGCAUCAUCUACCCCAACUCAACCCACACGCUAAUAGCAAAGGUAAAGGCAAGGUCAAAAGCGCCGCCGAAGAGGUAGAGGAAGACGAUGUUACAUCCAAAGGGACUCACCACCGAGAAAGCACAGCUGAGGAAGAUGAUCCUACGCUCGAUGCUGCGAGCACCAAUGCUGGACUUCGAGGCCACGCAGAGGCGUCUGGUAGUCGGACAGAAGCGGCUACGUCUUCCAAGGGCUUCCUAUCCAAAGUGCUGCCAGGCAAACGGUCGGCUGAUGCCAGCGCGAGACACUCACCUGCAGCCGAUGCCAACUCUCCAGCCUCGGCAUACGCAAGCCUUCACAGUGACUCUCCUCGCCACGGCAGCAGUCCGCGAGACAGCUCGGAUCGACACACGUCCAGAAGCAGACUCGAGGACUCGCCCAGGCAAGCACCUGCAGCAUCUCUCGCUGCUAGGAGCAGCACCGCAGCCACUGAGAUGCAAAUGUCUGAGCCGAGGGGAGAGACGAAUUUCACAAGAGUGCGCGAUCAUUGUGCCUCUUGGGAGAGAGUAGUGGAGACCGCACUGCGCAUGACUGUGGAGAAACCACGCAACCCUUCUGGUGGCUCUACCUCUAGCGCAAAUUACCCGCCGGCCAGUGCCGGCACCUCAAAGGAAGGGUCUAGCACGCAUCUGUCGCCGCAUGGGGAGCCAGCAAAGAGCAAUGGUCGUCUCCACAAGAGCCAUAGCUCCCGAAGUCUGCGUACCAAUCAAGGUGCGCCAGAAGGACAUGAUCCUUCUAUCGGCCUACUCGCUUCCAGUGAGCUUCGUAUCAGCGUCAAGACGGUGAGUGGUCUGACAGCAAAGAUGACAAGCCGCCCAAGUAUCAGAGUGCUGGGCGCGGAGUGUAUUCCAACUUUUGAGACACCACUCAUUUCAAUGUGCUUCUUUUACAGGAUGUAA